Molecule: messenger RNA, 306 nt
Organism: Macrosiphum euphorbiae (potato aphid)
Lineage: Eukaryota; Metazoa; Arthropoda; Insecta; Hemiptera; Aphididae
Source: the annotation of a GenBank genome assembly
AUGUGUCUUCAAUUUAAACGUACAAGAAAACAGCCAAAUAGAUAUGAGAACUUUGUGGUGUUAGAGAAAACUGGAGAAGAAAAUGAAGGAGAGUGUAACAUCGGAACAGAAGAAGAGUACUGGCGAAGAGUGGCUUACUACAGAAUUAUCGACACAUUAAUUAUUAAUCUUAAAAGCAGAUUUUCAACCGAAAGCUUAUUAUUAGCCACUUCAAUAGAUAGUUUUCUCAAAAUGGAUUUAAAAAACAGUGAAUAUUUUAUAAAUCAAUAUCAGGAAAAUUGUGAAAACUUAAAAAUAUUUUUUUAA